AUGUCGUCGGUCGGCAAACUCUCCCGCGAAGAGUUCCGCCGCCAAAAGGACCUCGACGCUGCGAGAAAGGCAGGAACCGCCGCACCAGAGAUCGACGAAGAUGGAAACAUCAUCAACCCGCACGUCCCCGAGUUUAUGGCAAAGGCCCCCUGGUACCUCGACACCGGCAAACCCUCGCUCAAGCACCAAAAGAAGCCCGUCAAGCCAGGCGAGGUAAAGGCCGGCAUCAACGACUGGUACCACCGCGGUCAGGUCGCCGGACCCGCAGCCACAAAGUACCGCAAGGGCGCAUGCGAAAACUGCGGCGCAAUGACCCACAAGCGCAAGGACUGCCUCGAGCGGCCCAGGAAAAAGGGCGCAAAGGUCACCGGCCGCGACAUCCGCCCAGACGAGGUCAUCGAAGACGUCCAGGGGCUCGACUAUGCCGCAAAGCGCGACCGCUGGAACGGCUACGACCCCACCGACCAUAAAAAGGUCAUGCAGGAGUUCGAGGCCAUCGAGCAGGAGCGCAGGCGGCUGAGGGAGGAGGAGAUCGACAACCAGACCAGCAACGACCUCACCACCGCAAAGAAGCUCGCCAAAAAGGAAAAGGGCCCAAAGGACGACGGCGACUUUGCCAGCAGCGACGAGGACGACGAGGACGAGGACAAGUACGCCGAAAAGGCCGACGCCGUGGGCCAGCAGGUCAACACCGACAAGCGCAUCACGGUGCGCAACCUCCGCAUCCGCGAGGACCGCGCAAAGUACCUCUACAACCUCGACGUCAACUCGGCCUAUUACGACCCAAAGACGCGAUCCAUGCGCGAGGCCCCCGACCCAAACGUCCGUCCCGAAGACGCCCAGUACGCCGGCGACAACUUCACCCGCGGCACCGGCCAGGCGGCCGAGCUGCAAAAGAUGCAGCUGUUUGCGUGGCAGGCCGAGGCCAGGGGCAACAGCGACGUCCACACCCAGGCCAACCCGACGGUCAACGAGCUCCAGUACCGCGAGUUCCAGCAGAAAAAGGAAAAGCUGCGCGAGGCGACCAAGGGCAGCAUCCUGGAAAAGUACGGCGGCGCCGAGCACUUUGACGCCCUGCCGCGCGAGCUCCUGGCCGGCCAGACGGAAAACUACGUCGAGUACAACCAGAGCGGCAAAGUCAUCAAGGGCCUCGAGCGCGCAAAGGCGCGCACCAAGUACGAGGAAGACGUGCUCGACAACAACCACACGGCCGUGUGGGGGUCUUGGUACGACCUCAACUCGGCACAGUGGGGCUAUCGAUGCUGCCACAGCACCACGCCCAACUCGUACUGCACGGGCCAGGCGGGCAUCGAGGCGUCGAUGAGCAGCCUCCCCUCGUCGUCCAAGGCCGUCGCCGCCGCGUGCGCUUCAACAUCGGCGGCGACCGGUGCCAACGGAAAGGGCAAGGCGUUGGCCACGCGGAAGCGCUCCCACUCGGCGGCGUCGCGCUCCUCGUACUCUUCCUACUCCUCUGCAUCCGAGUCCGAGUCGGACGAUGGCGACCGCCGGCGUCGGUCACGCAGGAGGAGCGGCAGCCACCGCAAGGACAAGGGAAAGAGCAGCGGCGGUCGGGGAAGCAGCAGCAAGCGAACGCGGCGGCGCCGCUCAGACUCGGUCUCGUCGUCUUCUUCGUCGUCGUCAUCGACCUCGUCGCCGCGACGCGAUCGGGACCGGGAUGGCAAGGACAAGCCGCGAUCGUACCACUCGCGCAAGGACAUGGGAACCGGCGACGUCUCAUCGCGGAUCGAUAAGGCCAAGCUCAAAGAGGCGCUCGAGGUGGAAAAGGCCAAGCGCGAUCCGGUCCUGGCGAGGGAGUUGGAGGAGCGACAAAGGAAGCGGGAAGAGGCCAAGCCGGACUGGCUCAAGGAGGCCGAGGCGAUCAACUCGAGGGGCAAACCUGGCCGCGGUGGGGACAAGCACGAGGAUGUCGACGUGUCAGAGGAGCAGCUCGAGGCUUACCGCUUGGCCAACCGGGACGUCUACGAGGAUCCUAUGGCCAACUACCGCGACGAGGAGGACAAGUAG
This is a messenger RNA of Pseudozyma flocculosa PF-1, 2025 nucleotides long. RefSeq lists its product as uncharacterized. The record is from RefSeq and is a predicted model, not a curated record. The coding region runs from base 1 to 2025 and encodes 674 amino acids. Gene Ontology annotation, cellular component: spliceosomal complex. Gene Ontology annotation, biological process: mRNA splicing, via spliceosome. NCBI's taxonomy places the organism in Eukaryota, Fungi, Basidiomycota, Ustilaginomycetes, Ustilaginales, Ustilaginaceae. The transcript has a single exon. Gene Ontology annotation, molecular function: pre-mRNA 3'-splice site binding.